AUGAUCAACUCGCCAACCAACAACGCGAUCGUGUACAAUAUCGCUAACCACACCUCAAUCACGGUCAAUCUCGUCAAGGCCACACCAGACUCUGUAGUGCCUUCCGCCAACCCAUCCGCUUCUUACAAGCUUGUGCAUGCCUCGACGAUUGGCGGCACAGCCACCUACGUCUUAGAACGGUCGUUGGAGGCCACAACAGCGACCGACGUUGCGAUCUUGCUCGAAGCACCCACCAUUGUCAGCUUGGCCGUUGGCAUGACCGCAUUCCCCGACUUCCACCACAUCCAAGGGUCGGCCGAGCUACAGGUUUCAUCGCGUGGAGUUGUGGCCGUCGCUCCACCUGCCGCGACAACGACCCCGGUGGUUCCUGCAGUCGCCAGCCUAUGUGACGAAGCGGCGGUGGCAUCGACUCUGUCUGUCCGUCUGGGCAACGGGCCCCUGUCGAUGCAAAGCGUCCUCGUUGGCAAGUCAGCGUGCGUUCGCGUCACGUCGUCCGACUUGUUGUUCGCUUGGUUCGGUCUCUCGUUCACGCCCACGACAAAUAUGAUCAACGCACCGACCAACAACGCGAUCGUGUACCAGCAACGAGUCCUCAAGUGA
Messenger RNA from Aphanomyces invadans, 600 nucleotides. RefSeq lists its product as hypothetical. Bases 1 to 600 code for a protein of 199 amino acids. NCBI's taxonomy places the organism in Eukaryota, Oomycota, Saprolegniomycetes, Saprolegniales, Verrucalvaceae. The transcript has a single exon. The record is from RefSeq and is a predicted model, not a curated record.